Molecule: messenger RNA, 1530 nt
Organism: Cynara cardunculus var. scolymus (artichoke)
Lineage: Eukaryota; Viridiplantae; Streptophyta; Magnoliopsida; Asterales; Asteraceae
Exons: 3
Coding region: 1-1530 (509 amino acids)
Molecular function (GO): zinc ion binding; nucleic acid binding; protein binding
Source: RefSeq, a predicted model, not a curated record
AUGGAGGAGCCAGCGAGGAGGAACUACAGCGAGAGGGGCAGUAAGGCCCAAAAAGUGAUAAGAAACUUUGGGGCUCAGUCACAAAAAGGCGAAAAGGGCAAGGGAACUUACCCUAAGUGUAGCAAGUGCAAUUAUCACCAUAGCGGGAGAUGCAUCGUCUGUUUCAGAUGCAACAAAGGAGGUCAUUUUGCUAAAGAUUGCAAGAUCGGAGGGAGUCGAACAUGCCAUGAGUGCGAAAGCCCGAAUCACUUCAGGAAUACAUGUCCGAAAUUGAACCGAGGGUCGGAUACUAACCCAUCACGACCAGUCAACCAAGGAAAUCAAGGAGAUAGGAGUUUUAUAUCCCUAGAAUUUAGACCAAAGAUUGGUUUAAAGUCGCAAAAGCUGAAAGAAUAUUUCGUUAUCGAGUUUGCUAAUGGUCAGGAAGUUAGGACUAAAGACGUAAUCACAAAUUGUACAUUACGUUUAGCUGAACAAAACUUUAGCAUAGACCUUAUUCCAAUUAGAUUAGGAAGCUUCGAUGUAGUUGUGGGUAUGGAUUGGCUAUCCAAAAAUCAAGCCGAGAUAUGUUGUUCUGAGAAGACCAUCCGCAUUAUGAAAGGAAGCGAAACGCUCGUGGUGCACGGAGAGAAGUCCCAGAGAAAUUUCAAGUUAGUAACGUGUAUGAAGAUGCAAAAAUAUUUGAAAAAGGAAUAUGUCGCGUUUAUGGCUCACAUUAUGGAUAAAGGAAUUAAAGAGAAACGCAUCCAGGAUUUUCCCAUAGUUCGGGAUUUUCCCGAGGUGUUUCCUGAUGAGCUACCAGGAUUACCCCCGUUACGGAAAGUCGAAUUUCACAUUGACUUAUUUCCUGGAGCAGCACCUGUAGCCAAAUCACCUUAUCUUAUGCCAUUUGGGUUAACUAACGCGCCAGCGGUUUUCAUGGAUUUAAUGAAUAGRGUAUGUARGCCAUAUUUGGAUAAGUUYGUGAUUGUAUUCAUAGAUGACAUCCUGAUCUAUUCGCAAAACAAGGAGGAGCAUGAGCAGCACUUAAAGUUGAUACUUGAACUAUUAAGGGAUCAGAAAUUAUAUGCCAAGUUCUCUAAAUGCGAAUUUUGGAUUCGUGAGGUGCACUUCCUUGGUCAUGUGGUAAAUGCGAAGGGAAUUCAUGUUGAUCCGGCCAAAGUUGAGGCUAUAAAGAGGUGGGAAGCUCCAAGGACCCCAACAGAAAUUCGCCAAUUUCUCGGUUUAGCGGGUUACUAUCGCCGUUUUAUUUCAAAUUUCUCCAAGAUCGCACAACCACUGACGGUAUUAACCCAGAAGGAUAAGGAGUUUAUGUGGGGAGAAAAGCAAGAAGAAGCAUUCCAAUUGCUCAAACAUAAGCUAUGUCAUGCACCGAUCUUAGCACUACCAGAAGGCACGGAGAAUUUUAUGGUAUAUUGCGAUGCAUCACAUCAAGGCUUGGGAUGUGUGCUGAUGCAAAAUGACAAGGUCAUUGCUUAUGCAUCAAGGCAACUCAAGGUUCAUGAAAAGAACUACACCACUCAUGACUAG